Messenger RNA from Galendromus occidentalis (western predatory mite), 1242 nucleotides. RefSeq lists its product as uncharacterized. Lineage: Eukaryota; Metazoa; Arthropoda; Arachnida; Mesostigmata; Phytoseiidae. The transcript is spliced from 9 exons. The record is from RefSeq and is a predicted model, not a curated record. The coding region runs from base 1 to 1242 and encodes 413 amino acids.
AUGAUCAAAGCAAGCCAUCCAUCGCUCGCGACUUUUUCUGGGAGGGACAGCAGAUAUGAGGAUCGUCUCUCGAUUUCAUCCGUCUCCAACGGUAAAAUCGGCUAUCCACCGCAAUAUAUUGAGUCGUACGAAAGCCAUAUCUCUUCGGCGAGGGCCAUCGAGAGACACCUCCUUCAGAGGGGUCUGAUGGGUUUGGUCGGCUCGCCAGUGCGCAACGGACAGUCCGAAGGAGCGGAGCGACCGGACUCUGGCGCAACCAUUGAUGAUGUCGAAGACGAUUACGAGCCAGAACUUGAAGCCUUGGUCGACGAAGCCUCUGUGGGUGAAGAAGCUACGAUACCGGCACUAUCUGCUCUGGGUCCGGGGAUGACGGACGAUGAUAAUCCGCUCAUUAUUCCCAACGGGUAUCCGCAGACGGCGGACUCGCCUCCUUUCAUCACAGAGGAGGGCGAAGAAAUGCUGAAGUACACUAUUUAUGAUCAACAGCAGGAUGGCAUCCGGAACGUCAUCGGGACUCUUACGACGGUACGAGGAAUCCCUCUGAGAGAACUCCGACCCGCGCUCAGUCAACUCGCCAAAGAUGAUUCGUUCCGAUUCCACAACGACAGAACGAGCCUCGACGUCAAGAAUGAGAACCUUGCUAUCGACCGAAUUUUUAAGAACAAAGUGCUUGUCAUUCGCUUUCCGAACCGAGCGUCCAGCUAUCCUGACGUGCCAGUGCCAGAAGCCAGAAACAGCGCCGAGAUCGCACAGAACGACGAGCGAUUGCGGAUCGCCAUGGAGGAGGAUAUCGAGCGAGACUCGGAUGUCGCGCUCGAGCCUCGGGAUCUAUCUGAGAGAAUUGACCACGUUGGGGCUGUGAGACCUCAAAGUCACGGUAGAGACCACGUGUCACACACCGAUGACCCAGCGUUUCCAGACGAUGACGACGAGGCUCCAGAAGUGAACUCGCCACCGAUCGCAAAGGUUUCCAGUUCAGGAAACUCAUCAACGCAUUCGGCAGAGAGAGGCCCGUCGAGCACGCGUAGUGGAGGGUCAUACGUCGGUCCUCUCGGGUUGUGCCACCGGCCUGAGUGCAACAACGCUGCCCGAGUCAAAUGUGUCUCCUGCGGACAGGUUGCCUAUUGCAGUUCAAAGUGUCUUCGUCUCGACGCUCCUCGGCAUCGCUCCAGCUGUUACCGUGAGUAUAACGACUUUUUUGCGAGCCUCCCGCGUACAGCUUCUGCUCUAGGAGAAGAGUGA